AGAAUAUACCUCUUUCAUUAGAAUAUUGUCAUUUCGAUUCUUUAAAAACGGGUUAUGAUGAAACAAUUAAAAGAAGUGAAGCCAUAUCUCAAUGGAUAAAUAAAAAUCCAAGGCUUGAUAUUAAUGAUCGUGUUGUAGUUAAUAUGAUUCACUGUUUAUUUGAAUUUGGAGCCAUUUUAGAAUGUCAUCAUCAAUUAUGGUCAGAUAACUGUUACUCGAAGAAAUUAAUAAAUGAAUUAUUAUGCGAUUCUAUCGGCAAGAAUGAAAUUAAAAGUACUGAUAACAAAAUAAUGUCAUCCGCCAGAAAGUCGAUGUGUUUAUAUAUAGCUAGGAGCAAAACCGGAAAGAGGAGCAAAGCAGGUGAACGAUAUUUUGAAGAAUUUAAUUCUCAUUUUUGGGUGAGACCUGAAACUCUAUUCGACAUAUUGCAUAAUGCAAACACAUCCACCAGAAGACGUCGCCGUAACCGUACCCCAUCACCAACUUACGAAGUGCCAUUAAUUAUAAGUACUAGUUGCCGUGAAUCCACCACCAAUCAAAGAAAUCGAUCUGCAUCACCUAUCUGGAGAGUUCCUAGUAGAAGAGAUGAGAAUA
This is a messenger RNA of Dentiscutata erythropus, 594 nucleotides long. The record is from the annotation of a GenBank genome assembly. NCBI's taxonomy places the organism in Eukaryota, Fungi, Glomeromycota, Glomeromycetes, Diversisporales, Gigasporaceae.